This is a messenger RNA of Chrysochloris asiatica (Cape golden mole), 630 nucleotides long. It is a transcript of the gene TRH, whose product is annotated as thyrotropin-releasing hormone. The record is from RefSeq and is a predicted model, not a curated record. The transcript is spliced from 2 exons. Gene Ontology annotation, molecular function: thyrotropin-releasing hormone activity. Lineage: Eukaryota; Metazoa; Chordata; Mammalia; Afrosoricida; Chrysochloridae. Gene Ontology annotation, cellular component: extracellular region. The coding region runs from base 1 to 630 and encodes 209 amino acids. Gene Ontology annotation, biological process: hormone-mediated signaling pathway.
AUGCUGAGCCCUUGGCUAUUGCUCACCUUGACUUUGACCCUGAUGGUUGUCCAUGGCGGCCGUGCCCAGCCCGACGUGACCCAGCAGGAGGCUGCCACCGUGACUGAGCGCUCAGGCCUGGACGACCUCCUGCGCCAGGCCGAGCGCCUCCUCCGGGAAGACCUCCAGGGACUGAGAACAGAUCAAGGCGAGCGCGACGCAGAGCCCCAGACACUUCAACUUGACUGGCUUUCCAAGCGUCAGCAUCCAGGUAAAAGGGAUGAAGAAGCAGAAGAGAGAGCUGAAGAGGAGGAGGAGAAAGAAGGGGAGACCCAAAAACGGCAGCACCCUGGUCGGCGUUCCUCCUGGCUUGGGUACACUGUCACCAAGAGGCAACACCCGGGUAGACGGCUGGUGGAUCCCAAGGCUCCAAGGAGCUGGGAGGAUGAGGGGGAGCUGAUGCUGCCUGAAAAACGUCAGCAUCCAGGCAGGAGGGCCUUGGGAGGCCCUUGUGGGGUGGGAGUAGCCUGUGACCAAGCAGCCAUCCUGUUUGGGAUUCUGAGUGACCUGAGCAGGAGCCAGCGAGCUGAGAAGAAGAGGCAACACCCUGGGCGGCGGGCAACUGGGGGCAGGGAGCCCCUAGAGGAGUAA